AUGACGAAAGUAUUCUGUUUUCUACUAGUGCUAGGACUGAUCGCUCUGACUCAGUGUCAGCCUCCAGGAUUAGGAAGACGAUCAGCUGAACCCCAGGAGAACGGUGGAGCAUAUUCUGAUUAUGGAAAACGAUCAGCUGAACCCCAGGAGAACGGUGGAGCAUAUUCUGAUUAUGGAAAACGAUCAGCUGAACCCCAGGAGAACGGUGGAGCAUAUUCUGAUUAUGGAAAACGAUCAGCUGAACCCCAGGAGAACGGUGGAGCAUAUUCUGAUUAUGGAAAACGAUCAGCUGAACCCCAGGAGAACGGUGGAGCAUAUUCUGAUUAUGGAAAACGAUCAGCUGAACCCCAGGAGAACGGUGGAGCAUAUUCUGAUUAUGGAAAACGAUCAGCUGAACCCCAGGAGAACGGUGGAGCAUAUUCUGAUUAUGGAAAACGAUCAGCUGAACCCCAGCAGAACGGUGAAGAAUUUGUUGAUUUUGGAAAACGAUAA
This is a messenger RNA of Bolinopsis microptera, 492 nucleotides long. RefSeq lists its product as uncharacterized. The coding region runs from base 1 to 492 and encodes 163 amino acids. NCBI's taxonomy places the organism in Eukaryota, Metazoa, Ctenophora, Tentaculata, Lobata, Bolinopsidae. The record is from RefSeq and is a predicted model, not a curated record. The transcript has a single exon.